UUUAAUGCAGGAAAUCAACUCAAGAACAUGAAGUCUAAUAAAGGAAAGACCUGCAUUAGGGAGAGAGACUAUGUGUACAAAUUCAGUGCUGGAAAUCAACAUUUAGUGCUUACUGUGCCUCUCAAAUUCCCUGUGCAAGAGAAUGUUAGUCAUUUGCAUGGACGUCUAAUGCUUCUGCACAAUCUGCCGUGCUUUAUAGAAAAUGACCUGAAGCAAUCUCUUAAUAAGUUCAUAGAAGAGGAAACUAUAAAAGAUUAUGAUAGCGAAGCUGAAAUGGCUCUGGAAGCAGUGAAAUCAGGAAAAAUAGACAUAAACCAGCUGGCAGAUACUUGGGCUAAAGCUUAUAAAGAGACAACGUUGGAAUAUGCAAAGCCUGAAGAAACCAGCUGGGAUGAAGAUUUUGCAGAUGUCUAUCAUGAUCUGAUACAUUCUCCAGCUUCUGAAAUGCUGUUAAACCUGGAACACAAUUAUUUUGUUAGUAUCUCAGAAUUAAUAAGUGAAAGAGACGUGGAAUUGAAAAAGCUACGGGAAAGACAAGGAGCAGAAAUGGAUAAGGUAAUGCAGGAGCUGGGGAAAUCGCUAACAGACCAAGAUGUAAAUUCAUUAGCAGCUCAGCAUUUUGAAUCUCAGCAGGAUUUGGAGAACAAAUGGACCAAUGAAUUAAAACAGUCUACUGCUAUCCAGAAGCAGGAAUAUCAGGAAUGGGUGAUAAAGCUUCAUCAGGACCUAAAGAAUCCCCACAACAGUUCAAUGAGGUAUUUAAUUCCU
Molecule: messenger RNA, 768 nt
Organism: Pterocles gutturalis (yellow-throated sandgrouse)
Lineage: Eukaryota; Metazoa; Chordata; Aves; Pterocliformes; Pteroclidae
Exons: 5
Biological process (GO): regulation of mast cell degranulation
Cellular component (GO): cytoplasm
Source: RefSeq, a predicted model, not a curated record